Molecule: messenger RNA, 2282 nt
Organism: Microdochium trichocladiopsis
Lineage: Eukaryota; Fungi; Ascomycota; Sordariomycetes; Xylariales; Microdochiaceae
Product: ammonium transporter AmtB-like domain-containing protein
Exons: 3
Coding region: 346-2145 (599 amino acids)
Biological process (GO): ammonium transmembrane transport
Cellular component (GO): plasma membrane
Molecular function (GO): ammonium channel activity
Source: RefSeq, a predicted model, not a curated record
AGACGCGUGUGCGUGUGCGUGCCACCGUCCGUCACGAGCGCUGGCGACCUCUACUACAUACACCCAAGACCUGGAGAUGACUGCAUCUCUUGGCAGCAGAUAACGGCACGGCAAUGUGCCCAGCUCCGUUCCGCCUGGGUCCUGUCUCCUGGAAUGCCAUUAUAAGAACGGGGCCGUGAUCCCCGUUGCCGAGUCGCCAAUGUUGUCGCGCGCACGUCUCCAUCACAGGGCGGGACUGGUCCAUCCAGGCACUUGCUCAACCAACUUGGAUAAUCACAGCUGCAUCUCGAGUUGAACAGCACACGCAGACCAUCUGAAGCGGCACGCUCAAGGCAAACGCCCACCAUGAGUGACGAGAUCCUCCCCGUCCUCGAGUGGCCGGCGUACGAGGUCAACCCAAACGGCGGCGACCCCAUCACCCAGGACCUCAAUGCGCCGUACGACAAGGGCGACCUCUGCUGGCUGCUCGUCAGCACCGUGAUAUGCUGGCAGAUUACUCCGGCCAUCGGCUUCCUCUACGCGGGCAUGCACCGCCGCAAGGCUGCCCUGACCAUGGUCUUCCAGUCGCUCUUCUGCGCGUGUGCGUGCGGCAUCCAGUUCUGGGUCUACGGCUACUCGCUCUACAUGUCGCACACCGAGUCUGCCGUCUGGGGCGACCUCUCCCUCGCCGGCCUGCACAACGUCAUGGCCUUCCCGUCCCAGGCCAACACCGGCAUCCCGGACAUCCUGUAUGCUGCCUUUGGCAUGACCUUCGUCACCGCCACGGCCAUGAUCUUGGCCGGUGCGAUGCUCGAGAGGGGUCGCCUCUUCCCAAGUAUGGUCUUCUUGCUGUGCUGGACAACCUUUGUCUACUACGUCCUCGCGUAUUGGGAAUGGAACCCGUCUGGAUGGCUUUAUCAGCUCGGCGUGUAUGACUUUGCCGGCUCCGGUCCAGUCCACAUCGCGUCCGGCUUCGGCGCGCUCGCUUGGUCCCUGAUGCUCGGGCCCCGAGUCCGUUCUGAUUCCGUCUUCGACAGCACCAAGCAUGACCCAGCCACUUCCACGGCCGAAGCACAACCCGCAACGGCCAGCUCGAGUGGGAGCACCAACGGCCAGGACCCAUCGGCCCGGGAGAAAACCGCCGCCACAGCCACGACCCCGACUGCCGCGGCUGAGGCCGCCGCCGCCGCCACUGAAGUCCGCAAGCACGAGAACCGACACCACACUCGCCCGCACAACCCUUUCCUCGUCGGCCUUGGCACGGUUCUCAUCUGGUUCGGCUGGUUCGCGUUCAACGGCGCGUCGACGGCUAAUCUGUCCAUCCGCUCCAUCUACGUCGUCGUCAACACCAACCUCGCCGCCUGCGGAGGUGGCCUGGCCUGGGCUGGGCUCGAGUACCUACAUGAGCAUUUCGACUUCCGUCGGCACAGCCACGGCAGCAACAAGAAAACGGAUGAUAGCGUCGAGCUCGGCCCCGUCACCACAGCAGCACUUGGGGGAGGGGGCAAGUUCAGCAUCGUCGGCUUCUGCAGUGGUAUUAUUGCCGGGCUGGUCGGCAUUACGCCCGCGGCGGGUUUCGUACCCGUGUACGUGGCGUCACUGAUCGGGGCUGUGACGGCGACGGCUUCCUUCUACGUGGUCCGGCACAAGCACCGGCUUGUCCUCUUCGGCCACGUCCUCGACGACGGGCUCGACAUCUUUGCCAUCCACGGCGUCGGCGGCGUCGUCGGCGACAUCCUCACCGGCUUCUUCGCCGCCACUUUUGUCCCGGCCCUCGACGGCGCCAGCGGCGCAACCUAUGCUGGCGGCUGGUGGGAGGGCAACUACAUCCAGAUGGGCUACCAGCUCGCCGCGGCGCUCACGUGCGCGAGCUGGAGCUUCGUCGUGUCCUGCGCCCUGCUCUUCGUCAUCAACAAGAUCCCCGGCCUGCACUUGCGCGCCACCGAGGAGGAGGAGAUCCGCGGGCUGGACUUCAAGUAUCUGAGCGACAGCCUGGGCGGGGACUGGGACUCUGAGAUGGGAGAGGACGGCGGCCAUGUGAGGAGAUAUGUCCUCCAGGCGUACGAGGGCGUCCCUGUGCCUGUCGCUGCUGUUGCUGGUCCUGCUGCCGCGCCGGGCUUGGGCGGUGUCAAGGCAGAUGGCGGCGAGGUGGUGAAGCAAGAUUGAUUGCGUCGUCAUCGACGUCGUUGUUUGGCUGAGGAGACGGCAUCGUAACAUGUCAUUACAGUAACGUGAUGUUGCUCAGAUAGACCCAAAUAGCCUGCAACUCUUUUAAUAACCACAAAUCUCGGCAUAAUUCAAGC